AGUUUUCUGCAAGUAGACAGAAGUGUGGUUUGAGUGGACGCGUACUUACAUGAAAUCAUCGAUAAUUAAUUGUUAGCGGUUCAAUAAUUAUAGUAUUAUCAAAUCAGUGUUAUUCCAAAGUGGACAUUGCAUUUGUGAUUCUUCAUUAAUUCAAUUAAUAGAAACAAAUUGUUUUCGCGAUUCGUCGAAUAAUUAAAAUGUUUGCAUAUUGAAAUACUUCAUAAAAAUAUAAAUGUUGUUAAAUUUGUUUAACAAAACUAUAUCACAUUUUCAAUAUUUUGUAGACAUUCAAACAAUUGGUUCAUUAUUUCUAUAAUCUAUUAAUAAUCUAUAUCUACACGCGGAUUUUAUACAAGGAAAAUCUUGGGAAAAAAGUACCAGUAAUACACUUAAGAAAAUACUUGUGAAGAUGCAGCGAGUCCUGAGCUUUCAAAUGACUCGCGAUAGCGGCGAGUCCAGUAAAUACGUGACGAAACGAUUGUGCUUUUCGACCCUUUUCUCAAUGGGUUUCCUCUGUCUGUUCUGCGGUUUCAUGUUAUGCCGCUUCGUCGUCGAGAGAUCGCAGAAGCUUCAAGAACUGGAAAGACGUGCCGAAUUAGACACAUCUCAAGAGGGAAAUGGUCUGCAGAAGACGAAGGAUUAUCAGCAACAGGCGCUUCAAGAGUUGGAGAGAGCGUCGUUCAACUACAGUCAUGUGAUAAAUUGGGAGAUGCCGGACUCACUGGAAUCUAAUAUGCAACGCAUCAGUGAAUUUUUUUCUAAUUUAUCAAUUAUUGAUGAAACGACCAAUCAUACAUCAUGCGUUCGCGCAAUCAGCUACGGUGUAGAAGAACCAGAUACAUUUAUUAUAUUGUCCGUUAACGAAGAUGGUAUCGCUAUAGCUUUGGAAUUAAUGCAGAUCUUAGACAGAAUUUAUUCUACGACCAAUUGGCUGCCACGACGAAGUAUAGUCUUCUGUGUGUCUCUCGUAUCCUCGGAUGUUUGUCCACAGACUCUGCCUGCAUUUAUGAAGCGAAAUGUAGCUUACGUAGCCGUGCACGGUUCUUUUCUGCAAGCUGAUGGUGACGUAGUUUUAUCAGGAUCAGAUAUUAUGCGAUCUAUAGCCGUCGAAGCCAUCAAAACAAUUCCUGACAAUAACUGGACGUAUCUUGAAUAUGAAAAUUUCGGUCCUCGUCUUCUCCUAGAUAUGCCACAAGUGACAUUUUCAUACAGUGAUUUUGCACUCAACCAAACGCAUCAUAAUCAAAGUUUGCGAUCACGCAGCGUAACUCUGGCGCAGAUGGUUUAUAAAACUGUAUGGUGGCUGUCUGAAAGUAUAGUUAUUCAAUGGGAACCGAAGUAUUUUAAUGAAACCGUUAACAGAAUGUUGGAAUCAAUCGACAGUGACAAGUUGAAAAACGCAAAAAAGAAACUACAGAGCAGAUUAAGACCAUUACUCUAUAUAGUAAAAUAUUUUAAUACUGAGGCAAAAAGGAUCAAUAAGGAUAAGCCACUCGAUGUAAAAGUAUGGAAUGAUCUGAUUUUUAACGUGGACAAAAUGUUUUUAUGCUCCGACGAAAAUGCACAUUCCAGAACCGAUCUAACAACGUUUCACGAAUUAUCACUUCAGUCUACUAGCAACUUAUUAAAUUAUCUCGAUGAGAUGACAAAAUGUUACCAGAACGUCAUGCAAGUUUACUGGUUCUACUUUAAAAUACAGAAAAUAGUUUACAGAUAUAAGAAUACAGACCUUAUGCAUCAGAUAGAAAAACCUGGGUCAAAACCAUGGGCGAAAAUGAAACAACAGGAACUUGUGUAAUAUACAUACUUAGGAAGACAAAUCGACAAUACAGGACGGACAGAACAGGAGAUUGAACAGAGAAUUCUAAAAGGUAAAAAGGUCAUAGGAAGCCUGAAUUGUGGUCCAAAAACAUAUCACGCGAAAGGAAACACCUACUAUAUAAUCAAUCUUUAAAAGUAUACUGCUAUAUGGAUGCGAAACUUGGCAAAUAAACAAAAACGUAGAACGACGUCUCCUAGCAUUAGAAAUGGAUUUCUGGAGAAGAGCAGCCAGGAAGUCAAGAGUGGAAAGAGUGACAAACAACCGAAUCAGAGAAAUGAUGAAGGUGAAAACGAUUAUAAUAGACGAAAUACAGAGACGACAGCUAACUUGGCAUGGCCAUGUAGAAAGGAUAAACGAUGAACGACUCCCAAAAUUGAUAUUAAAAUGGACACCUAUGGAAAGAAGAGGAAGACCCAAAUCAACUUGGAUGGGCGGAAUACACAGGGCCAUGUCGGAAAGGAAUCUACAACCGGGUGAAUGGGAGGAUAGAAGAGGCUGGAAGUGGGAUGUCGAAAGGUAGGAAGCGUAGAACACUAUAAAACUGACAUAUAUAUGAAAAAUGAUUACACCUGGGAAAUAUAAAAGCAAGAAAAAUUUCUAAGAAAGAACGUAUAAAAUAUCUAAAAAUAUAUGUUUGUUUGUUCACAAUUGUUACAAAGUAUAUGCUCGUUGUCACAAUUUUUCAACAUUUAUAUUUUAAUUGUUUUUAUAUGCAAAAUAGUGGCGGCAAAACGUUAACAUCAUACAAAUUGAGCCAUUUCAAAUUAUUAAAUCUUAAAUCGUUGGUGUUAUAAAAAAUUAUUUGACACUUGCUUUGCUUUGCAUUGCCAUUUUACACUUAUUGUCUUAUCUCUCAAUGGAUGAUGUAAAAUAAAAUAUAUAUUUCUAUGUACAAUUCUAUUUAUAUCUAACAAUAAGUGUUAAGUACAAAAGUAAU
Molecule: messenger RNA, 2759 nt
Organism: Linepithema humile (Argentine ant)
Lineage: Eukaryota; Metazoa; Arthropoda; Insecta; Hymenoptera; Formicidae
Source: RefSeq, a predicted model, not a curated record